This is a messenger RNA of Oryzias latipes (Japanese medaka), 4116 nucleotides long. NCBI's taxonomy places the organism in Eukaryota, Metazoa, Chordata, Actinopteri, Beloniformes, Adrianichthyidae. The record is from RefSeq and is a predicted model, not a curated record.
UAUUAGCUCCCCCCAAAGGCUGAAUUUGAGUGUGUGUGUGUGCUUAAAUGCCUUCUUAUUUGGUCCUGUGAUUGAUAGAAAAUCUGUCCAGACUACACCUUUCCUUUGCAGGAAAACAGCUGGAAUCCGCUCUAGCGACCCAUCUUUGAUCUAAUCCAAUUAAUAUGGAUUAUGAAAUGAAUAUUGAAACAAUAAAACUAAAAAAUGGUUUCAAACAAAAUGUUAAACUCAUUGAAGCAGCCAAAUAUUUUAAUAGUUUACAAUUAAUCUCUAUUGUAGUGAAGUUUUGAAGAGAAGUUCAAGUCGUAUUGAAGAAUAUAAACAUUAAAUAAUACCUAAUAGUGCUUUUGUGUGGUAGGAAAAAAGUGAGAUAUGAAGUCAUUUAUUAUAAUCCACUACUGCAUUACAAAAUGUUGUAGAAAUUCAUUUUCUCCCAGAUUAUCUCACAAGUGUACAUUUAUUUACAAUUGGAACUUGAUGGGGGGUCAACAAAAUAUCUAAAUCAUAGUUUUUUUCAUUGAACUUCAAAGGAUUACACAUUCGGAUAACUACAAUAGAAGGACAUAACUAAAGAAAAAAGAAUAAGAUACAAAGAAAAAAUAAAUACAUAGCAUCAUAAUUGUAGCUCACAAUAUAAGGGAUUGUUGUCUUAUAACGUGAUCUUUUUGUGACAGUUUUAUUGCAUUUUUGUUUUUCAUGAAUUUCAGCGAUUUAAAAUACAGAUUAUCUGUUUAUGAAAUGCAUUGACUAAUGGUUUGAUUUUUAAAAAUCUGCUCUUAUGGAUGAAGAAUUUCCCAGAAAUUAAUAAAGUUUUUAAUGCCAAAUCAAAGAAGUGAGCCCCACAAUGAGAAAUACAAAUUCCAUUGAUAAACCAAUGAAAAAGAUGCCGCCAAAUAGCAACAGAUGACGUCCGGAGAUGACACUCACGAUGUUGUAACGUCAAACAUCGUCCCCCUUGUUGUGCCAUGCGCACUGGCGAUUGUUGUUGUUGGGUUGUUAUGGCUGGAUAAGGCCUCGGAGUUAACUGAGAGAGGACCCCCCUCCCUCCCUCCCUCCCUCCCGUACGAACCCGUCUCCGCCACGGGACUCCCGCCACCCAUGGAGGGCACGGACAUGGACGUGGACGCGGAGCUCAUGCAGAAAUUCAGCUGCAUGGGCACCACGGACAAGGACGUCCUCAUCUCGGAGUUUCAGAGGCUGCUGGGCUUCCAGCUGAACCCAGCCGGCUGCGCCUUCUUCCUGGACAUGACCAACUGGAACUUGCAGGCUGCUAUUGGUGCAUAUUACGACUUUGAGAGCCCUAAUGUCAACACACCGGCCAUGUCCUUUGUUGGAGAUGUAACGAUCGGGGAAGGGGAGUCUGUUCCUCCCGACACACCGUUCACAAAAACAUGGAGGAUACAGAACACAGGUUCAGAACUGUGGCCACCUGGAGUUUGUCUAAAGUACAUUGGUGGGGAUCAGUUUGGGCACAUAAGCACAGUAGUGGUGAAGUCUUUAGACCCACAGGAAAUGACAGAUGUGAGUGUGCAAAUGCGAAGUCCCACAAAUCCUGGUAUGUACCAGGGCCAGUGGAGAAUGUGCACGGCCACAGGAUUAUUCUAUGGAGAAUUCAACACACAACCGCAGCGCAGCGUGGAGGGAGACUUCAACCCCUUUGCUUCGCCGCAGAAAAACAAGCACGACGCAGCUGACAGUAGUUUCAGAGAUCCCGCUGGAGCCUGGGAUCACACGCAAGAGCCGAUCCCGCAGGCUCAGAACGGACUGUCUCAUAGUGCUGUAAAUAGAGCGCCGAACGGUCUCCAAACCAAUCUUUCCAUGGUGACCUACGGCCAGGGUAUUCACGGUCCUUAUCCCUUUGGACAGAGUUAGACUGACAGAGCUGCCCCCUUCCUUCCCUGAGACCAACGCGGAGCUUAACUUUCUGGCCACAUAAAGGUGUGAAGGAGCUGGAGAGGGGAGCAACAGUUGUUUUCUAAUGACUCAUAACAACUCUCCCUGAAACCCCCCACGCCACCUCCUUCUGCAGAAACACAAACAACAGUGAGGCGCUGGAACGCAGCCCACCUGAUGUCAACGCCUGGAUCUGAAUGUGUGAAAGCUACGAAUCCCUGAGGACAUGUUCACUUUUUUCUCUUUCUUAUGUUGUCUUUAAAGGGAACCCCGCCCGCCCGCAAACUCUCUGCCUAAAUGCUGACAAUAGACAACUGGAUAUCUUCUCUCUGGGGUUCCUACACAAGUCUGGAAUAUAUUCAUCUCAUUAAGAACAAGUAGCUGCAAAUUCAGCUGGUUUUUAGGUUCCGACACGUUUUCUUCUUCAAUUCUGAACUGAAAUCUGUGUUACCUCCAUAUAUGUGUGGGCUGGCUUCUGGAAAGUUCUUCAUGAAGUCUAAACACAAAUGGGAGAGGGUCAAAUCAAAGUUUACCAUGCACGUGCUAUUUCUCCCUAAAUUAUCAUUUGUACAUCUGUGUUGAUUGACACAUUCUGACAGAAGAGUUACAGUAGAAAACAGCCAGACAUUUGAUUUUAGGUUUAUUAAGAGUUGUUGCUUUCAUCAAAUACGGUCUAAUAUGGCUCUUCUGAGGGGAAUAGAUCAGUAAAUAUCAUAAUUUUCAAAGCAACUUGGUCACAACUGAACCUUUUUAUUAAGAAUCAUGCCAUUUGCCCCCUCAAACUGUUUUUAUCAGAAGAUAUCCUUAUGUGCAGCCUUGUGCAGGAACCCAAAGUGUUUCCAAGCAAAAGACCAAAACACUAAUCUGUGCAAUCCUGAAGCUUCCCACCCUGCAGGUCUUCAUGUCAAACUUGCAUGGGGGAAGCAUCUUGGGGGGAGGGAGGGAGGGUCUUGUUUUCUGACGAUGCUGACGCUCAAAAAGGAUAUGAGUGAGUUUGAGGGAAUUCUAAAGAAGGGUCGAAAAAGCCAUUAAAAUCAGUUUUGCCUGUUGAACGACUGUAUUUGCCUGAGUUCCUGUUUUCAGUAUGUGCGUUAAAUGUAAAUGUGAGGCGCGUGUGCAUGUACGUUGUUGCUUUCUCUGAAUUGACCACAAAAGUGAUGUAUACUGUCUGGAUGAGGGAUGACUUGAAACACACAGCAUCGUUAUUGAAAGCUUUAAUAGGUUUGUACCUCAAAAGUAUUUUUUGAAUGAUUUUUGCACCAUUAGAAUGAACUCAUUCGUCAUGAACCCUGAUGUUAUUUAUUCGUCUCAUUUUGUGCACUGCAGAAUGAAAAGAUCCCAGAAGCAGCCAGUAGGUGGAGCUAAUAAUCGGAUAAGUAAAUAAUAUUCACUGAUAAGAAGCUGCAGUUCCAGCAUCGGAAUCAGAGACUUACCCAUUUGCAUCAGUAACACUGGUGUACCGGUAACAACUAUUUGCACUCUGCUUUUAAGAAAAAUUGUUUUUUUGUGUAGCUUGUAAUACCAGCAUUUUUCCAAAAGAACCACACAAAAUGACAGGUUGUAAGCAAAUUGCUCACAAAUGUAGAUUGUAAACAAUCAAAAGGACCUUUUAUUUUGACGUUGCCAGCUGUGACAUAAAGUUUUACCAUAACUUUGUCAUUUUUUCAUGAAGUCUUAUUGUGUUUUUCAUGUAUCAUUUGUUUGGAAAUAAAUUUAAAAGCAAGUUAUGGAACUUUAAAAUACUUUUGUAUGUCAUGUCUUUCAAACGUAUCUUUCUGCAGCAUCAAAAAUGUCUUUCAAAUAAUUUGUAGUCUGUUGCCUCAUCGUGUGCUCAUUUGUAAAACUGACCGGCAUUGUUUUGCUCUGUUGUUUGUAGAGAGAAUCAUCUGAGCGUUUUUUCCUAAACAGGAUGCACUGUUCUUUGUUGCCUCUUGGUCACGACCAGAUAUAUUUUUUUUAAUCGUUGGUGUGGUACCCUCUGUGAAAAUGUUAUCCUGUGAGAGAAAGACGAGCGGUAAAGAAGUCUAGAUAUUGCUCGAUCGGUUUUGUUUUGGGUGGUUUGAUGUGUGGACCUGUGAUGUGCGGGUUGUGAGUUGAUGAAAUGAAAGUUUAGUCUUAAGAUAGCACAUUUGUCUGAGGAGAAAUGGUUAGCAUAAAGCUUCUUUUUUUUUUCGUUAAUGAUGAUUAAGGAUUUGUAUGAAUAAAUUAUCACUGAAACUAUGA